UUGGCCUAUUCUGGUUGCUAGCGAGCAAGUGGAAGUGGAAGUGGAGAAGACCAAAAUUUGAACAAAAUAUAAAAUCCUCCUUCAGUACGAUUUUAAGGUCGAGUACAGUGACCAAUAAUAAGACGUAAUUUUAUUUUGUGGAAAUUAUUUUCGUGAAAAUUAUUGAAAUUUUUUCAUUUUAUUAUGUGAACUCAAUAGUUGGCAAAUUAAAAAAGAGUGGAACUUUUAUCUAUCGACGUGUAUUUUAUAUCAAUAAAUAUUAAAAUAUAUCAUUGAUUAAAAUAAAUAGUGAUCAAUAAAAGUGUUUCAGUGUGUAACAGAAGUGGUGCAGUGAUUGUGCAACAUAGUUUAGGAGUGACGGCUGUUUGCGCGUUAAAAAAAAUAAAAUGUUACCCUGCAGAAUAAAACAAAACUACGGGUAUGGUUUGAUACAGAUUAGGGCUUAAAACAUAAUAGAUAUGCAUAGUACAUUUCUGCGAAGGCUUUUUCUGUAUAACUUCAGAAUUGUCUAAUCGUUCUACAAUGGAAUUAAUGAAACAAGAUGCACAGGCAUGAGUUUUUGCGUUGAAAUUCAAUAUGAAAACAUUGCAGUAACAGUGUGCCUAUGGGGCAUGAAAACAAGAUUUAAUUUAUUUUCUGAAUACGAUGUUCGCUAAAAAAAUUAAAAUUAGUAACUAAUAAAAUGAGAAUUAGUGUGGAGAGACGGGCCCUGCCCGCGGGUGCUGUGGUAGUAGGCUAGUGCUGUGUUAGUAGACCCUUUGGUUAGAUGGAGACGGUGCAACCAUCUGUCGUUCAUUUGGAUCACUCCGGGAUGCCGUCUCAAGCCCAAAUGGCUUAUGCACAACGAACUACAGCUUUGCACAGCCGGGCCGCCAACCACCCACAGCCCGGAGAAGGGUCUCCGUACAAGCCUCAACGGCAACCAGCUGCGCCACCCUCCCCAGCCACGUAUGCCAACUAUCCACCCACUCACAACUCUAUGCGGUAUGUCCAACAACAGUCACCAUAUGGCACGGCAGUACCCUACAGAGAGAAUCCAUAUAGUGUUCGAACCCCUAGUGUGGUGAAUGAGCGGCAGCAGCAGCAGCCAGUGGAGUUUGGAAGGAAUGAAACCAUGGCAGCCCAGGUCCGCCCCCGCAUCUCUCUACUCACCAACAUGCCCAGCACUCCUGAGUACUUACCUGCCCUGCCCAGGAAUAGGAUUCAACAAGGAGAGCCAUAUCGGGAGAGAGAGCGUGAGAGGACCAUUGACCUGGUCACCCCAUCAACUAGAGGGGAACCGUACCGAGAGCGGGAACGGGAACGCGAGAGAGAGCGAGAAAGGGAGAGGGAGCGAGAGAGGGACCGUGACUGUGUAGUUGUACCACCUACCCAACCCAGCAGUUUGCAGGAUCUGGGACCUUCUGUCAAGAAAAUCCGCCUUGGUGAACCUAAACCUGAAUUGCAGCAGCAGCUAAGGAUAGAAACUAGACAGGAACCAGUGAACCCCACACCUGCAUACAACCCCCAGGUAGAAGCCAUCUCACCCACCCUGCCAUCUGAGAAUGUCGCAGAGGACGCCAACUUUCGAUCUACCAAGGAUGACCUCCUGCAAAAGAUCAGCAAGGUUGACAGGGAGAUCAGCAAGGUGGAAACUAUGAUAAUGAAACUGAAAAAGAAAGAACAAGAACUAGAAGAGGCAGCUUGUCAGCCUAAUGAAAAGAAGGAUGAGGAAGAAGAUAGGCUAGCCCAGCAGCCAAAACACCAAUCUCUAGCUCAGAAAAUCUAUGCUGAAAACAGGAGAAAGGCGCAAAAAGCUCAUGCAGUCAUGGAGAAGUUGGGGCCCAAAGUUGACUUGCCCCUGUACAACCAGCCCUCAGACACUACAGUGUACCAUGAGAACAAGAAAAAACAUGCUGAGUUCAAGAAGAGACUGCUUCCAUCAUUGAGUGCUAAGAUAAAGCAGAAGGAGGUUGGCGAUGUAUACCUCACUCAAACAUACUCAAGGCUCGUGCAAGAGUGGCAUCGCAAAGUGGAGAAGAUUGAAAAUUCUGCAAAACGGAAAGCAAAGGAUGCAAAAAAUCGGGAGUUCUUUGAAAAAGUAUUUCCAGAGUUGAGGAAGCAGAGAGAGGAUCGGGAGCGAUUUAACCGUGUCGGGGCUCGGAUCAAGAGUGAAGCUGACUUGGAGGAGAUCAUGGAUGGACUACAAGAGCAAGAGAUGGAGGACAAGAAGAUGCGGUCGUACGCAGUCAUCCCACCUCUGCUGCUUGACGCACGUCAGCGCCAGUAUAGCUACAUCAACAACAAUGGCAAGAUUGAAGAUUUUGCUAAAGAGUACAAAGAGAGACAAGUGUUAAAUGUCUGGACUAAAGCGGAAAUUGAAAUUUUUAAAGAAAAGUUCCUCCAGCAUCCAAAAAACUUUGGUGUUAUAGCUUCUUAUCUUGACCGCAAAAGUGCUUGUGACUGUGUACAGUACUAUUACCAUAGUAAAAAGGAAGAAAACUACAAGAGACUUUUACGUAAAUCGCGACAGCGGACACGGUCGAGUCGUAACCCUCACGGAAAAGUGAAUAACGCAAGUGGAGCGGGCGGGGGUGCCAGUGCGACCAACGACCCAAUGGAUUCAAUCCUGAGCAGUGUGACUGGUGUGACUACGCGACUGCAGCGUGAACAACUGCAGAAACAAGAGCACCCGCCUGCCCCUCUGCCCCCACCUGCCCCCAGUGAGACUCCGUCCAUCCCCCCCACCCCUAUCUGUGAUACACUAACUGUAGAGACUAGUGCUGAUAAGGAACAGACGACUCCACCCCCGCUGCUGACGAUGGCAAUGACACCGCCGCAUUGUGAGCCACUCACCACCGCCACUGCUACCCCCACUGCCACCGUUGCUGCUGUUGGCUCUGCUAGUGAGUUAAAACUGGACAGUAAGAAGAAAGAGAGGAGGAAAGAAGAAAAGAAGAAGAAGGAAGAAGAGCUUGGCGAGACAACAGAUGAGGAAAUGCCAGAUCCUCAGGAAGCUGAAAAAGGGGUGCAGCUUUGUAUAGUUUGCAAGAAUGAGUCAGAGAAUACACGUGCUCUGCCACGGUCACAUGCCGUACAAUAUGGGCUUCGGGAAGAGGAUGUGCCAGCUGGCGCAAGGGUCUGCAACACUUGUCGCUGCAAGUCCGUGCGUUCACGCUACACACACUGUCCCUUGCCCACUUGUCCAAACUCCAAAGGUCACAGAGUCAAGAGGCUGAGAGCACUUCCGAUGAAAUGGCCAGAAUUACCUCGCCAUAUCAGAGAUCCAAUUGCUGCUGAAUUUCAAAUCCCUCCAAAUGUGAGCAAGUGCUGCUCAGCAUGUUUCAAUCGUAUUGGGCGCCGCCUGAUGCCGGUGGAGGAGGGAGCUGGAAGAGGCAGCCCAAGCCCUGGCUCACAGCUACUUCGUUGGACCGAGGAGGAGACCGAGGCCCUCAAGCGAGGUCUACGUGAACAUGGAAACCAGUGGUCUGAAGUUGCCCAGGUUGUUGGGCCCACAAAGACUCAACAUCAGUGUAAAAAUUUCUUCUUCAAUUACAAAAAGAAGUUUGGACUUGAUCAAAUAUUACAAGAGUACAAUAAGACUCACUUGGGAGAGGAGCGCAAACCGUCACUGACUGAUGAAGAGGAGUCUGGCUCCACCACCUCUAGUUGUGACGAGAUGGCUGGAAUGGCUGUCCUGGGAGACAGUGAUACUGCCAGUGCUGGCUCUCCGACCCAUAUUGAUGGAGCUCAGAAAGAGAAGAGCAUGGAAGAAGGAAAAGAGCAGUUAGCAGAAAGUGGGAUGACAAUGGCAGAGAGAGACAGUGUUGGUCCCCCCUCGCUUAUUGCCCAGAAAGAGGACUAUGAUAGUUCAGCCACGGAGACCGCAGACGAGGGCCAAGGGGGAGGGGAGCUGGAGGGGAGUCGGCCGGCGCAGGGAGGGGCCACAGACUCAUCCCCUCUGACUGUCAAGGACAUCAUGUUGGGUGUCAUCGAGAUGCAGCUGAUGAAGAACCAGGCGCAGGUUUCAAGUGCACCAACGGGUCCUCCGCCCACCAUCUCCUCUAUUCUUAAGACUGACCAUGGCUUCGUCAAGUCAGGCCCGGGCUCCUUGGCCACCCUCUCUGUCGUCGGCUCACAGCACUCGCUGCCCCCUGAUCUGUCCAAGGAGAGUCUUGUCGUUGUCCAGGUACCUUUGCGAGAUAGAGAGACUGAGGGAACGUUGGACUUGAGUAUCAAGAAGCCUCGAACUGAGUAUCGUGAAACGGGGCAGACAAAACAUUCUCCGCUAGCCCCUCCUCACUCAGUUACUGUGUAUCGAACGGCUUCCACUCACACAGACUCCAACUUCUACCACCAGGUGGCCUCUCCUCAGCUGACAUCUAAGUUGUCACCCAAGUUGUCCCCUGGACUCGUUGGGGUUGGAGGUUCCAUCCUACACGGCACACCAGUCUCCUCCCCCUCUCUCUACCCCACUCCUGCCCCUGGUUCACGCUAUGACAAUUCACCUCUGCUACGCCAGAUAACACCCCCUCAUGCUACUAAGGAAGCAUCUGCAGGCUCCAUUACUCAAGGCACCCCAGUGCAUCAAAGAGGAAUUUAUCCAGGGUCAGUGAGUAGCGAGUACUACAGUAACAGUGGAGGAAAUAAACGACCAACACCUACUGCACAAGGGUUCUAUACAAGGCCACCUGCAUAUGCGGUGGAACAACGGCAGAUAAUCAUGAAUGAUUAUAUCACAUCACAGCAGAUGCAUGGCACUGGUGCACGACGCACUAAUGAGAAAACUGCCCUAUACUACCCGCCACGUCAGGGAGUUAUACAGCGACACAAUACCAAGCCACCCUCCCCCCACCACUAUCCUCCAGGCCAUGAGGCUUUCUCUAACCUAGUAGACGUGGCAGUCAGACAACCCAGCCUGCCCGUGCCUGUCCCCUUGCCAGAACACAAGGAGGACAAGAGGCUGCUGCACGAGGGUCUCGGAGAGAGAUUUAAUAGAGACAAUGCUCAAGACAGGUUUGGAAGUCGAGAUCAAGAAAGAUUUGCAAGAGAAAACCACCAAAUACAUCAUAGAUCUCUCUCUGACAAUCAUCAUCAGCAACAGCAAAUUCAACAACAGCAGCAACAACAACGUGACCUCCACCAACAACAACAGAUCCGAGACCAUCAGAUUCAUCAACCCAUCCAUCAUCAUAGAGAACUGGAAAGAGAACGAAGCCAUUUACAACAGCAACACAGCCAGUUGCGAGAGCACCAAUUGCAGCAGCAACUGAGGGAACAGCAACUACACCAGCAAUUGCAACAACAUCAUCAGCGUGAUUUACUACAUCAGAAGCAACAGCAGCAGCAGCAACAACAUAUGAGAGAGAAUCAUCUUCAACAACUACAUCAUCAUCAACAACAACAGAAUCAUCAACAGCAACAGAUUCAGCAGCAAAGAGAACUGGAGCAUCAUCGACUUGGCCGCAUUCAGCAGAUGCCGGCUGGUUACCCUGCACCAAGGGAAGACCCAGCACCUCGUAUGAUGCAGUUCUCCCGUGAACAACAACAGCCUCCUCCAACCCGAUCUCAUUCUGAAGCUAGUGGUGGAAGAGAAGGAAACAGCAACUCCACAAUGAGUGGUUCAAGUGGUGUUGGUGGUGGUGGCGGCAGUAGUAACCGCAGUGGUAGUGGCAGCAGCAGUGGCAGAACAGGGCAAGGUGGAUCAGAUUCCUCCACUGUGACAGCCGCUAGUCUCAUUGAUGCAAUCAUCACUCACCAAAUAAACCAGCCAAGUAGUGAUGCACAAGCAGGCCAAGCAGGCACACCAGGCAACCCCACUGGUCCACAGUCACAGGUCACAAGGCCUGGUGACAGGCUUUUUCAGGGAUUUCAUCGAGAUGGCCCUGAAGCAAAUGGAAAAUUGUCUCCUUUGAAAUCAGGACUAGCAAUGGCAGGAAGUCCAGAUCCUAAACAAGGUUCAUUAAAUCUUGGAGAACAUAUAGAAUCAAUAAUAAACAAAGACUAUCCACCUACAUCGCGUCAUGCUCAGUUCCAAGGCUAUGAGCCUCAGGCAUGGAAGUUGAGGCGAGCUCUCCAACAAAAGGAACUGGAUCAGAGUCAAGCACUCAGAGAAAAGAAUGAUGAACGCACCAUAGUGAGAAUGGCUGGCCCGCCAUCACCUUCACCACGAGCCCGGUACUACGAGCAGCCUGCCGUACCCCUCUCAGCCUUGGAUUAUGUCAAGAACCGCAUAGUAGAGGUGAUGCGCACGUCAGAAGAAGAAGGGGGCUCCAAGACUGGUGGAGGAGAAAGUCCUGGUGGUGGGGACAUGGUCAUCGAUGAAGGUGAAGAACAGACUUCACGAACUGCUACACCACAAGCCUCUGCACCAUUCAUAGCGACAUCUGCAGCAUACACGUAUCCAUUCUCAGCACUCAGCCUCAAUGCUGGAGCACCUCCUGUGCCGGUUUCUGUUGCGAACACCUCUUCCAAGCAACCUGUUACCACUACAGACUCAGUCCCUGAGCCUGCUCCUCUGCUCUCUGCCCAAUAUGAGCCACUUUCAGAUGAAGAUUAGUGGUCGAUUUGCCUGCUGGACUUUUCAGCGUUCCUUGGGGGCUGGCACACGUGGAUGGAAUACCUUCCAAAUCUUUCUGAUAAUAAUUUAACAAAUUGUACCUCAAGAGACUGAGUCUGUAUUGUGAAUAAUUUAUACUUGUCUAUGUUUAUUUUGAUUUUAUACUUACAUAUCUAUGUUUUGGUUCCUUUUAACAAAAUUCCUGGAAAUGACGAUUUAUUUUGGCCUUCUGUUUCUUAGUUGAAAUUUAGUAAUAAAUAUUGUGAACAAAAUAUUAUGUUUAAAUUCAAAACACAUUAUGUUUUUAAUAUUUUGUUUGAUUAAAUAGCUUUCAACGUAAUCUAAUUUGCUUGUCCAAGUUUUUUUAUAAAACUCCAAUACAUCAGUUCAAAUACAACAUUUAUUGAUGUGUUUAAAUAUAUAUUUAUAAUUCAACUUUGCUCAAAAAUAAAGUAGGCCUAUGUCACAGAUAUAAUUAAAUUAAUCUAAGGGUUAGCCUAAGAAAUAAUGUAAACUUAAUGUGAACUACAUGGAGCUAUUUGUUGAGGAUGUAAUUUGUGAUCAGGUAAACUAGUUAUUGUUUCCAUUGUGUUAACAGCACAGUUUAAACGAAAUAAUAAUUAUCAGUAUCCAGUCUAUGUUGUUGAAGUCAUGCUGAGUUUAUCUUUUGUUUUAUUCGUGUGAUUAGUUUUAUUGUUAGUUCUAAUGUUAGUCUGUUGAAAAAUAUUUGUCUUUUUUUAUUUUGAGGGAUCAAAGUUCUGUUCAUUCCAAUUUUAUUAAGAAUUAACUUAGUGACUGAAUGUAAAUGUUGCAUUUUAGUAUGUAUGCUAUGUUAUGCGAUCGGUUUACUAAAGUGCAAAUAUUUUUUGAUUACCGCUUUUAUCUAAUCAAUUGUCUGUUUCUCUCAUAUAUUUUAAUUUUUUACCUAACCAAAUUGAAUAAAGAAUCGUUAAGCUGUGUAAUAUAAAUAUUAUUUGUUAUAAUGUAUACUGUAAGUGUUUAAAAAGUGAUAAGAUGGAUCAAACGGACUGUCCCUGUCUAAACUGAAACGUUUAAUGUUUGUGUUUGCCUGGUGGCAUUGCUGUUGCGUUGUGAUCCAUUAGUUUAAUGUAUAUUUCACUUUAAUGUUUUGUGGACUGUGCAUUGACAUUUUCACAAUUACUUAUUUAUCACAAUGUAAAUAUCUGUAGAUGAAACCAGUAGGAUGAAGUUGUAAAUAUGAACUUUAGUUUUUUAAGUAUGAUAAAAUGCUGGUUAUUCCUUCCUUCAUACGAAUUUAAUCCAAUAGUACAUUUUUAGGGGAUUAAGAUGAUUGUAUAUAUUUUCUGUGAAAAUAAUUAUUUCUUUUUCUUUUUGGUCAAAUAAACAGUUUUUAAAGUGUUCAAUUUCUAUACAGCUGUUUCUGGUUUUGGAAAAUUAAUAAAUUUAAUUUUGUCUAUGUUUUUGCGCGUUGUUAAUGUUAAUCCAAAGAUAUUCGGUGAUGUCGGGAUGGGAUGCCUGUGACUGUGAUGCUGUAGCGUAGCUUCUGUACAUACACUCGUCCACAUCUCUCAAUCAAAUUUCAUGUGUUCUCUGCGAGUGGAUCCCCUGCCCACUCAUAUUUUUAUACAGAAUGGUAUGAUUCUACUAAUUUUACCUUGUAAACAAGCCUUCACAGUGUUUUAAUUUUCUAUCUUAAUAUGUUAAGCUGUUCAUAAAAUAAAAUAAAAUAAAAUAGGUUUUUAUA
Molecule: messenger RNA, 8264 nt
Organism: Homalodisca vitripennis (glassy-winged sharpshooter)
Lineage: Eukaryota; Metazoa; Arthropoda; Insecta; Hemiptera; Cicadellidae
Exons: 27
Coding region: 767-6538 (1923 amino acids)
Biological process (GO): regulation of transcription by RNA polymerase II
Source: RefSeq, a predicted model, not a curated record